AUGAGUUUGACCGUCGCGGUCUCCGUCGUUGCCUCCGGUGGCGAGGACGACACCAUACACCUCUACGACCUCUCCGCCGCCUCCUCCCUCGGCUCCCUCCACCACCACUCUGUCACCGUCACCGCCCUUUCCUUCUACACCCCUCCCAACCUCCCCUUCCCUCGCAACCUCAUCUCCGCCGACGCCGCUGGCUCUGUUUCCAUCGUUGAUGCCGAUGGCUUCGUCCACCGCAAUGUCGCCAUCAACGACCUCGCCCUACACCCCUCCGGCGAGCGCGCCCUCACCGUCGCCCGCGACAACUGCCUCGCCGUCGUCAACCUCGUCCGCGGCCGCCGCAACUGCUGCUUGCUCCUCGACAAGGAGGCUACUCUGGUCAAGUUCGACGUCUCCGGCGACCGCUUCUUCAUGGCCGCGAAGGAGAAGGUUUCCGUCCACCAGACAGAGGAUGCGCGGAUAUUGUUCGACUUGGAAUGCUCCAAGCCCGUUCUCUGCGCUGCUCCUGCUAGGGUUCGUGCUUGCUCAAAUUCUUUCUCUGUUUUCCUGUUAUCAAUUAGAGUUGUGGACUCGUUGAACAUCAUGUUUGCUUCAUUGGUUAUUUUUAUUUUAUGUGUUUCUUCUUUGUGUGCUGCUGAUUUCUCCUUUCUGUUAAUGAUGCAUUAUGUGUAUCUUCUAAGAAGAAGAAGGAAUAUUCUCUCGGAUGGGGAAUUCAUAGUCAUUGAUUAUGAUGAAAAAUUAGAAAGGAAAAAAUUGGUACUGGCAUUACCGGAUGGUGUUAAUUCUUACCUUUUGGAGGAGUACUGGCUACAUA
Molecule: messenger RNA, 808 nt
Organism: Sphenostylis stenocarpa
Lineage: Eukaryota; Viridiplantae; Streptophyta; Magnoliopsida; Fabales; Fabaceae
Source: the annotation of a GenBank genome assembly